Messenger RNA from Caenorhabditis remanei, 486 nucleotides. RefSeq lists its product as uncharacterized. The transcript is spliced from 2 exons. The record is from RefSeq and is a predicted model, not a curated record. Lineage: Eukaryota; Metazoa; Nematoda; Chromadorea; Rhabditida; Rhabditidae. The coding region runs from base 1 to 486 and encodes 161 amino acids.
AUGGCAGAUCCAUAUGAUGCAGCAAAUGUUCCAAAUGAUCCACUUCGUUCGUCCGGUGAUGACAAUUAUCAGAAUUUGGGCGGUCUUCCCUACGUGAAUAUGGAUCCGAAUGCUCCACCGGGAGGAAAUUUUGGAGCAGUUGCACCGCCACCGCCGCCUCCAGGACAACCACAAUUUCAACAGCAACAACAGAUUCCCCCACUUCAUCAGACAACUCCAACGGAUAACGGAGUAGACAGUGGUAAACCACCAGUUGGAGAAAUGGUUGGAGACGGAGUUCAGGAAUUGCCAGAUUCUGAUCCAUCGGAAUCUAAGAAACAUCGAAUUGACAAACCAAAAGUGAAGAAAUUGAAGAAGAAGAUUAAACGCGUCAAAAUAAUUUAUUGGGCAAUGAUUGUCGUGUGGACCCUUUUCUUGAUUCUCUUCGUUCUUAUCCAUCUCAAUCAAUUCGGAAUUCACAUGUUGCCGUUUUUGCAAAAAGAAUAG